GACCCGUAAUACCCAGAGGCAACGAGAGGGAGCCAAUAAACACGAUUCAAUCAAAAUAUCCGAACUCAUCGUCCUCUACGGCGGCUGUUACUCGGCCGAGUCAAGAACUAACCACUGAGAGAGAUACUCAAUCCCGGCGGCAGCUUCCUUCCUCGCCUCAAGAUUCAGCCCUUCAGAAUCCGAGAUGCAGCAGCAACAGGCCGGCGGAUCUGAAACGGAGGUAACUUGGGGCGAUCAGCAGAACAUCAACCAAUUCGGGAGGCUCAACAAUAGAUUCCACGAUCUCGAGGAAGAAAUCAAGGCUGCCAAGGAGAGCAAUGAGAAUCUGGAGGAUGCGGGCAACGAGCUGAUACUAACAGACGAGGAAGUGGUGAGGUUUCAAAUAGGAGAAGUGUUUGCCCAUGUUCCAAGAGAUGAGGUUGAGACCAGGAUAGAGGAGAUGAAAGAGCUGACCACCAAAAACUUGGAGAGACUGGAACAGGAGAAAGUCUCCAUCUUGUCACAGAUGGCUGAGUUGAAGAAGGUUCUGUAUGCGAAAUUCGGAGACUCCAUUAACCUCGAGGAAGAUUAAUGGCAGCAGGUUUGGCUGUGUG
Molecule: messenger RNA, 593 nt
Organism: Linum tenue
Lineage: Eukaryota; Viridiplantae; Streptophyta; Magnoliopsida; Malpighiales; Linaceae
Source: the annotation of a GenBank genome assembly